Messenger RNA from Phoenix dactylifera (date palm), 2193 nucleotides. RefSeq names its product SIGNAL PEPTIDE PEPTIDASE-LIKE 3 (gene SPPL3). The record is from RefSeq and is a predicted model, not a curated record. Lineage: Eukaryota; Viridiplantae; Streptophyta; Magnoliopsida; Arecales; Arecaceae. Gene Ontology annotation, molecular function: aspartic endopeptidase activity, intramembrane cleaving. Gene Ontology annotation, biological process: membrane protein proteolysis. Gene Ontology annotation, cellular component: lumenal side of endoplasmic reticulum membrane; lysosomal membrane; cytoplasmic side of endoplasmic reticulum membrane.
CCACCGAGGAAACAAACGCGCAUUGAGGAAAGGGGGAGAACAAUCCAAGGAGAAGAGGAGGAAGAGAGCGAGGAGAGCAGGGGGAGAGUUGGGGAUUUCUAGGGUUUUUGGUGGUUCGCUGGGAGGAAUCGCUGCCAUGGCGUUCCGAAGGGCUUCUCUCUCUCUUCAUCUUCUUCUAUUCUUUUUAUCACUCUUCGUUGUUUCGGAUCUUAUGGUUGCGAUGGCGGCGGAUGACACCUCUCACGACGACGCGGAGGCCCCCAAAUCCCCUGCCUGCAACAAUAAAUUCCAGCUGGUUAAGAUAAAGAAAUGGGUGAACGGGACUGAAGGCACUAGCAUUGUUGGACUAAGUGCCAGAUUUGGUGCUUCCUUGCCUAGUCAUGCUUCUGAAGCUAUAAAAACAUCUGCAGUUCUUACAAAUCCUUUUAACUGCUGCACUAAUGUGUCAUCAAAGUUAACAAGUUCAAUUGCCUUAGCUAAGCGUGGAGAUUGUACUUUCACUGCCAAAGCAAAGGUUGCACAGGCAGGAGGUGCAGCAGGCUUACUGGUGAUAAAUGACAAUGAAGAUCUUUACAAGAUGGUUUGUAAUGAAAAUGAUACUUCCCUUAAUGUGACAAUUCCUGUUGUAAUGAUACCCAAGUCAGCAGGCGAGAAUUUGAGGAAAUCCUUUGAUAAUGGAGAGAGGGUGGAAGUCCUCCUUUACUCUCCAAACCGGCCAGUUGUCGAUUUCUCAGCAACCUUUUUGUGGUUAAUGGCUGUUUUUACCAUUGUCAUUGCUUCGAUCUGGCCUGAAUAUAUUGCAUGUGAUCAGGUUGAUGAGCGUUAUAAUCAAUUGACACGGAAGGAUCAGCCUAACACUGGAAUGAAUGACAGGGAAGACUCUGAGAAGGAAGUCUUAGAGAUUAAUGCAAAGGGAGCUAUAAUUUUUGUUGUAGCAGCAUCAGCUUUUCUAUUACUUCUUUUCUAUUUUAUGUCAUCUUGGUUCGUGUGGCUGCUGAUUGUGUUGUUCUGCAUUGGUGGUACUGAGGGAAUGCAUGUUUGCUUAGUGACACUUAUUUCAAGAAUAUCCAAAGAUUGUGGGCAGAAGACCUUACAUCUUCCAAUUUUUGGCGAAGUCUCGAUUAUAUCUGUUGUGGUUUUGCCAUUCUGUGCAGCCUUCGCAAUUCUAUGGGCUGCAAAUCAGCAUGCUUCGUAUGCUUGGAUUUGUCAAGAUAUUCUUAGUAUCUGUUUGAUGAUAACUGUACUGCAGAUGGCUCGAUUGCCAAAUAUCAAGGUUGCAUCGGCUCUUCUUAGCUGUGCAUUUGUAUAUGACAUAUUUUGGGUGUUUAUAUCGCCUCUUAUAUUCCACGAAAGUGUUAUGAUUGCAGUUGCUCGUGGUGACAGCAGUGGGGGAGAAGCAAUUCCAAUGCUUUUGAGAAUGCCUCGUUUUUUUGAUCCUUGGGGUGGCUAUGAUAUGAUCGGCUUUGGGGACAUUCUUUUCCCUGGUUUGCUUGUUGCCUUCAGUUACAGGUAUGAUAAAUCUAACAAAAAGGGCACCUUGAAUGGCUAUUUUCUUUGGUUGACACUUGGAUAUGCAUUUGGUCUCUUACUCACUUAUCUUGCUUUAUAUCUGAUGGACGGACACGGACAACCUGCCCUUCUAUACCUGGUUCCAUGUACCUUAGGCCUUAUUGUUAUAUUGGGUUGGGUGAGAGGAGAAUUGAAUGAUUUGUGGAAUUAUGGAAGAACUCGAUCAAGUACCGGUCCUGCUUCAGAGUGAUGAGCGGAGUGUACGUGAAAUCUCGUAGGAGAUGAUGACAAAGUUCUUUUAGAUAUUCUCAGACCAUCUUCACACAGGAUCAAUUGGAACCAUUUGAACUGCAUACUACAAAUCAUCAGGGCUGCCUGAGAUAAGGAAGAUGGAUAAGUAACUCAUGAAAUAUCUGGAGAUAGGGAAAACAGAAGUAUGAGGCAAGCCUCCCCAUCAUUGAAUUGUAAACUACCAUCUUUUAACCAAAAUGGAAGACAUCAGCCACUUCUUUUAUCUAUAUAGUAAAUAUUCCACUGCUUUUAUCCAACAGUAACUAUUGUAUUGCAACUUAUUGUAAUAUUAUUCGAGGAUUCUGUAUUGGCUUCCUGAGCCUUUUGUGUGAUUUAAUCCCUGCAAGAACUUUCUCAUUUGCAAUAGUGAUAUGGCCAGCAACUCUUAGAUUA